UUCUCUGUGUGUCCUUGGAGGCUGAGACGUGUAACUGUAGUGGUGGAAGUUGCCAUUUUGGCUGGGUUAUAACUCCUUUGACCAGCGUUUCCAGGRGUGCUCCCUGGCUCUAGUUCACCAUGCCUGCACCAUUGAAACUAAGAGAUCUGAUCCGUACAAUCAGAGCAGCAAGAACAGCAGCGGACGAGAGAGCAGUCAUCUCCAAAGAAUGUGCACAGAUCAGGGAUUCGUUUCGUGAGGAGGACAAUGAUUUCCGCUGCCGUAGUGUUGCCAAACUUUUGUAUAUUCACAUGUUAGGAUACCCAGCUCAUUUUGGGCAGUUGGAGUGUCUAAAGCUGAUUGCAUCACCAAAGUUUACAGACAAACGUAUUGGGUACCUGGGCGCCAUGUUGUUACUGGACGAGAGACAGGAUGUUCAUUUGCUGGUCACAAAUUCCAUGAAAAAUGAUAUGAAUCAUAGYAACCAAUUCGUGGUUGGUCUUGCUUUGUGUGCUCUAGGAAGCAUCUGCUCUCAGGAGAUGAGUAGGGACCUGGCAGGAGAAAUUGAAAAGCUUAUAAAAUCAACAAAUUCUUAUAUUAGAAAAAAGGCUACCUUGUGUGCUACAAGAAUUAUAAAGAAAGUACCUGAAUUAAUCGAAAUCUUUGUACCAUCCACAAGGGCAUUACUCAAUGAAAGAAAUCACGGUGUUCUUCUAACUGGUAUAUCUUUAGUUACUGCMAUGUGCAAACUCAACACAGAAACACUCUCUCAUUUUAAAAGACAUGUUUCAACAUUAGUAAAAGUUUUGAAGAAUCUUAUCAUGUCUGGCUAUUCACCAGAGCAUGACGUGUCGGGAAUAAGUGAUCCUUUCCUUCAGGUUCAAAUUAUACGUUUGCUGAGAAUACUUGGGAAAGAUGAUGAAGAAGCCAGCGAACAAAUGAAUGAUGUAUUAGCACAGGUGGCUACUAACACGGAAACCAGUAAAAAUGUUGGGAAUGCAAUUCUUUAUGAAACUGUMCUGACCAUUAUGGAUAUCAAGUCAGAGAGUGGACUUAGGGUCUUAGCCAUUAAUAUUCUUGGAAGAUUUCUUCUAAAUAAUGACAAGAAUAUWAGAUACGUAGCUCUUAACACAUUGUUAAAGACYGUCAAUGCUGAUUACAAUGCAGUGCAGAGGCACAGGAGCACAAUUCUUGAUUGUUUAAAAGAUCCAGAUAUUUCAAUAAGACGGAGAGCGAUUGAACUGUCAUUUGCACUAGUCAACAAUAGCAAUAUCAGGGGAAUGAUGAAAGAGUUGCUUGCUUUCUUAAAUGCAACAGAUGUGGAGUUCAAAUCUUAUGUUGCUUCAAAUAUCCUUACAGCUGCMGACAAGCACUCACCAAACAAACGAUGGCAUGUUGACACUAUGAUGAAAGUCCUGACAAAUUGUGGUAAUUACGUGACUGAUGAUACAGUCCCUAGUCUUAUCCAUAUGGUAUCUGCAUCAACUGAUCUCCAAGCUUAUAGUGUACAGCGAUUGUUUAAAGCCAUGCAGAACGACAUUAGUCAGCAAUCUCUUGUCCAGAUCGGGUCAUGGUGUUGUGGAGAAUUUGGUGAAAAACUUCUGGUUGAUAUCGAAGAAGAUGAACCCCUGGGGGUUACUGAAAGAGAUGUUAUCGAYGUACUUGAGAGUAUAUUAUACAGUUCUCAUUCGACUCCUGUAACUAAAGAAUAUGCUUUAACAGCAGUCAUGAAGCUUAGCACAAGAUUUACACAAGAUAUCGAUCGAAUAAGAUGUGUUGUAAAAAACUUUGGCUGUAACUUAGACGUCGAGUUACAACAGCGAGGCGUUGAAUAUGGUGCAUUAUUUGAUAAGUACGAUAAUAUGAGAACUGGUCURCUUGAGAGAAUGCCUGCUGUUCAACAGGCUAAGAUGAACGGUGAUCUUGCAAAUGGUGAAAUUGAACCAGACACUCCAAGACAACCAGCCCCAAUUGAACAGAAGACAAUUCAGCCCAUCAGCCAAGAGUCCGAUACUCUSCUGGAUCUUCUUGGUGGUGGAGACAUCACUAACUCUCAGCCAGAAYCACAGCCAGCUCCAGUUGUGAAGCCACCAGCAUCAAGUGGUGGAGAGCUGCUUGAUCUCCUUGGAGGCCUUGACAUGGGACCAACUGCAGCCCCUAUGGCUGUGGCUCCAAUGGCACCCAUCGCACCUAUGAAUCAAGUCCCUGACCUUAUGAGYAGCGGAGGAYUGUUAUCACCAACAAACACCAACCAGCCUGUUGUACAGAUGAAUAACGAAGYUCCUGCACCUCAAUCCACAGGGAUCCCAGGCAUUACAGCRUAUGAAAAAGGGGGAGUUAAAAUUGACUUUGGUUUUGAGAAGGACCMCAGUAACCCAACAGUAGUCAAUGUUAAAGUGACGUCAUGUAAUGCACUGUCAGUUCCUAUGACAGAUUUUGUCUUUCAAACUUUUCAACUCCAAAUGCAAAGUCCAUCGGGCAAUGUGAUCCCACCCAACAACACAGGCUGUGUAACACAAAAUAUUCUCAUUAACAAUCCUCAACAGCAACCUCUACGAAUGCGUGUAAAGAUUUCAUACAAAAUUAACGGUGCACCCAUAUCSGAGCAAGGAGAAAUCAGCAAGUUUCCGCCAGGAGUUUGAUGUCAACCAUGUCGUCGCACAAUUGGAUUAUUUUAUAUCAUUCUCUCGCUUGUAUAGAAGAAGAAGUAUUUUUAAACAGGCUAAAUCCUAGUCUACAUGGUAAAUGAAGACUKURGGUYCAAGAAAAGGGGUACCCAURUAGGAAACUAAGCAGUUAGGUAACAUCCGCAAUUUGUCCCGUCGGAAUUAUCAAUUUCCUAGGCAACCGUUCCAAGCUUUACAGAACCAUCGUAGACUCGUUUCAGGUCAAUCUUGGGAGGGUAGUUUGUGCAUUUUAUUUCACAAACGUCCUUUGUCUUCAGGGUAUACUAGAUUGAGAUGCUAUGACGUCACGUACAAGUGAUUUUCCUUGUCGAUAUGGCCUUUCAUAUUUCACRUUCUAGUUUGAUUGGUCCCUGGAAAAUGACGUCAUAGUUGCUUCUUUUAAAAAAUGGCCGACUGCUUAGAUUCGAAACAUACCUUUAAUGGUCAAACACCUUCGAUAUUCUACAAUUAUUUGGUUCCUAAAAAAGAUAAAUAAUUAUAUUAACUCAACGAUGGAUUCUCUUGGCAAUUGUGUUUAAAUGUUUCAACAUCCAACUAGUCAAUUCAAAAGAAACGUCAUWUUUCCGUAGACUCCCUCAAUAUUCCAUAACAGUUAUUGCGAGUUCUUACACCGUUCCAAUUGCUAAUCAUAAAAGUUAUAAAUCUAUCGAAAACUGUAGAGAAAAGAAGAAAAUUGCUAGCAGAUAGGUAACAAAGUUAGAAGUAGAAUCGUUUUCUUGAUGUUUUUCCGAUUCGGAAGGAUUUCACCAAAAAAAUACGCAGAGUGAUAUAAAUGGGAGGGUUUCUAAACUUUGCGUCAACAAAACCUAAAAAAAAAAUAUUCUUAAAAAACAUUGAUCAGUAUAGAGUGCAGGGCAGCUAAAGUAGUAAUUAACCUGUAAAUCAAAUGCUAAUAAACUCAAAUCAGAUAUUUUGUAACGGACGAAAAACGAA
Molecule: messenger RNA, 3599 nt
Organism: Exaiptasia diaphana
Lineage: Eukaryota; Metazoa; Cnidaria; Anthozoa; Actiniaria; Aiptasiidae
Product: AP-1 complex subunit gamma-1
Biological process (GO): intracellular protein transport; receptor-mediated endocytosis; Golgi to vacuole transport
Cellular component (GO): Golgi apparatus; AP-1 adaptor complex; membrane coat
Molecular function (GO): clathrin-cargo adaptor activity
Source: RefSeq, a predicted model, not a curated record